GGCUGCUCAACACGAGAAACAGUAUAAAACCAAACUCCCCUUUUCAUACUUUUGAUUACCAAUCAAGUCUUGCCUUCUUGCCUUUUCUAACCAGAUAUAUAUUCUCUCUUUCUCAUCUCUCAUUUCAUCGUAAUCACAGACAGAAACAAAAAAUGAGCAUUGGAAUAGUGGAAAGGGCUCUCAACAGCCUGGGAAAAGGCUUUGAUUUAACUUCAGAUUUCAAGCUCAAAUACUGCAAAGGCAAAGAGAGAUUAGUUCUUCUCAAUGAAACUCAUCGAAAAGAUAUAAAUCUUCCUGGUUUUGGCCCCAUCAAAGAUGUUUCCAUCGAUGUCAAAUGUGAUAAAGGUGAUCGAACUCGUUACCAGUCAGAUAUUCUUGAAUUCAAUCAGAUGUCAGAGUUUUUCAACCAGAAGAAUUCAGUUCCAGGGAAAAUUCCAUCAGGGUAUUUCAACGCCAUGUUUAACUUGGAGAGCGACUCAUGGGCGACGGAUGCAGCCAAUACAAAGUAUUUGGGACUCGACGGAUAUUUUAUCACUCUCUUUAAUCUUCAUAUUGAUCGCUAUCCUCUCCUUCUCUCCGAUGAAGUUCGUAAUGCUGUUCCUUCCUCCUGGGAUCCCGGUGCCCUUUCAAGAUUCAUCGAGAAAUAUGGAACCCACGUCGUUGUGGGGCUGAGUGUUGGCGGCCAAGACGUGGUGCUGGUCAAGCAACACAAAUCUUCCAAUCUGGGGCCGUCUGAACUUAAAAAGCAUUUGGAUAAUCUCGGGGAUCAGCUCUUCACUGGAACCUGUAGCUUCAUCCCGAACGGCAAAGAACAAAAGCACAAGACUCCAGAAGCUUUCAAUGUAUUUGAUCCUCAACCUGUGGCCUUCAACAGCUUCUCCUCCAUAAAUUCAAAAGAUGGAAUAAGUGUAAUAUGCCACAAGAGAGGAGGGGACCCUUCAGCCAGUAGCCACUGUGAAUGGCUUCGAACAGUUGCAUCAAAUCCUGAUGCAAUCAAUUUCAAUUUCAUCCCCAUCACUUGUCUCCUUAAAGGAGUUCCUGGAAAAGGCUUUUUAUCUCAUGCCAUCAAUCUCUACCUCAGAUACAAGCCUCCUAUAGCUGAUUUGCAGUACUUUCUUGACUUCCAAUCUCACAAAUUCUGGGCUCCUGUUCACAAUGACCUUCCACUUGGUCCUUCAAAUAUGAGCACUCGUUCGCCUGCUCUCCAUUUCCAUAUGAUGGGUCCAAAGCUAUAUGUAAACACCAUUCAGGUUACGUCAGAGGCCAGACCUGUAACUGGGGUGCGUUUGUAUCUUGAAGGAAAGAAAUGCAACAGUCUAGCCAUUCACCUGCAACAUCUGUCAAACACCCCAACAGUGCUUGAAAACAGGAUACAAGACAUAUCAUUAUGGCGGGGAUCAGAAGACAUUCCCGAUUACCGAUUCAUUGAACCGAUCUGUCGAAAAAAUUUCUCUCAUAUAUGCACAGCGCCAGUUAAAUACGAUCCCGAAUGGACAGAAAGAAGAGAUGUUUCAUUCAUCGUCACUGGAGCUCAACUUUAUGUACAAAAACAUGAAUCCAAGAAUGUUCUUCAUCUCAGACUGUUAUUCUCCAAGGUUUCAAAUUCUUUUGUAGUGCAAUCAAAUUGGGCACAAGGGUCUGCCGGAUUUUCCCGGAAGUCGGGUCUUUUUUCCACCAUAAGUACAUCAAUUGCAGGGCAUCAAGUUAAGGAGAAACCGCCGGUUGCGGUGGUGGAUUCUAGUGUUUUUCCUUCAGGGCCGCCGGUGCCGGUUCAAACACUGAAACUUUUGAAAUUUGUGGAUACUUCACAGUUGUAUAGAGGGCCGCAGGACAGUCCCGGCCACUGGCUGGUCACCGGAGCUCGGCUGGAUUUGGAGAAGGGGAAGAUAUGUGUUCAUGUAAAGUUCUCGUUAUUGAACAUUUGUCUAUGAGAAAUCAAAAAUUGGCCGUGUGUAAAAACAGAGUAGUAGUUUUUACUCAAUUGUAUAUCCUUUUUGUAAUUAUUUCGAAUUUAAAUAUUUAUUUCAAAGUUUAUAAUUUUAUAA
Molecule: messenger RNA, 2045 nt
Organism: Mangifera indica (mango)
Lineage: Eukaryota; Viridiplantae; Streptophyta; Magnoliopsida; Sapindales; Anacardiaceae
Product: MACPF domain-containing protein At1g14780-like
Exons: 8
Coding region: 153-1931 (592 amino acids)
Biological process (GO): plant-type hypersensitive response; regulation of salicylic acid mediated signaling pathway
Cellular component (GO): plasma membrane
Source: RefSeq, a predicted model, not a curated record